UCUGAUUCAGUGUCGGUCGAACGACUUGGCAAACGGUUGUUCGUCGUACUUGUGAGGUUGGUCCCGGGCAGCGCGCGUUCGAACACGGUUGUAAAAAUAAUAUUGUCCCAUUCUCUUGUGUUUUUGUAUAAUCGCACGUAGUUUUUUUUAUUUUCGUCAACGUUGUUGUUAUUAUUAUUAUUGCCUUUUGUUUUACUGUCCGUCGAUCCUUAUCACACGCAUAAGUGUUCCACUGCCGAAACAAAACAAUAAUUAUUCUUCGAUUAUAAAAUAUAUUAAAAUAAAUAAUUUAAAACGUGUACGUUGGCGAGUGUACAAUAUAUAAUAUUUUACGGGACAUUACGUAGCUAAUCGUGUCGGUAGAUCCGCUGGUUUUCUGGUUGUCGUCGUCGAUUAUCUCACAACGUAAAUGAGAACGAAACCCACCGUGCGCCGGAAUUCGUGGACUAACCGUCACUGACGUACUGUUAUGGCUGUGGUCGGCCCGAGUCGACACUCCAGGGUGUCAAUGUCACUGAUGCAGGGCUCGACGAACGGUCCAGUUGGCAACCACCAGCAGGCCAGCGCUUCGCAACAGUUUUUCCACGCUCAACAGCAGUCUCACCAUGCCGCGCAAUCGGCCACUGCACAUCCGGUGGACUAUAAGCCUGACAGACCGAUUGGAUAUGGCGCCUUUGGAGUCGUCUGGGCUGUUACAGAUCCACGAGACGGACGAAGAGUUGCGUUGAAGAAGCUUCCAAAUGUUUUUCAAUCUCUAGUCUCCUCGAAACGAGUGUUUAGAGAAUUAAAAAUGUUAUGCAAUUUUAAACACGAAAAUGUAUUGUCCGCCCUUGACAUUCUGCAACCGCCUCAUUUGGAUUUUUUUCAAGAAAUAUACGUAAUAACGGAACUAAUGCAGAGUGACUUGCACAAAAUUAUAGUGUCGCCGCAGCAGCUGUCACCGGACCAUAUAAAAGUUUUCCUCUAUCAAAUCCUCAGGGGUCUCAAGUAUCUGCAUUCUGCACGAAUAUUGCACAGAGACAUCAAACCAGGAAAUCUUCUCGUCAACAGUAAUUGUAUUCUAAAGAUAUGUGACUUUGGUCUGGCCAGAGUAGAAGAACCAGACGAGACGAAACACAUGACUCAAGAAGUGGUGACACAAUAUUAUAGGGCACCGGAAAUAUUGAUGGGAGCCAAACAUUACACAUCAGCCAUAGACGUGUGGAGCGUCGGUUGUAUAUUUGCCGAACUCGUCACCCGGCGGAUACUGUUCCAAGGCCAAGAUACAGUUCAACAAUUGGAGUUGAUAACGGACUUGCUCGGUACGCCGACCAUGGAAGACAUGGCCCACGCGUGUCCGGCCGCCCGUUCCCACAUGCUCAUACGACGCAUGAAGAAACCGUCCAUGUCGCUAUUGUAUUCACUGUCUUCGUUGAUGACGCACGAGGCGGUUCACUUGAUUUCCCAAAUGCUAGUUUUCAAUCCGGAUAAACGGAUGUCUGUUAUGGACGCGCUGGUCCAUCCUUACAUAGACGAGGGUCGUCUUAGGUAUCACAGCUGUAUGUGUAAAUGCUGUUUCACGGUACCGUUGACGGGUCUGCGGCAUUUCUGUAUGGACUACGAACCGGUUGCGCCACAGACGUUCGACGACAAAUGGGAGAAGAAAAUGUCGAACGUACAACAAGUCAAAGAGGAACUUCACAAGUUUAUUGGCGACCAAUUGAGCAGUCAUCGCGUACCAUUGUGUAUAAAUCCCCAGUCAGCAGCAUUUAAAAGUUUCUCUAGUGAUGUUUGAUCGGAGCAGACUGCCUCAAUUCCUUAUAUUUAUAUGUAUUUACAUUGUGUAUAUAUAUAUAUUAUAUUAACGUGAUAACCGGAUCUCAAAUUGGGCCCCCCGAGACCGAGACUGAAUGAAUGUAACACAAAUAAAAUCGAGACAAGAAGAUUAAACAUAAAAAAAAAAUUGUACAUAGUUCUGAAUUUUUAUUUCUUUCUUUUUAUUAUAUGUGUGAGCAAAAUGCUUGAUUUUUACUGAUUUAGACGAUUGAAAGCUCAGUGUCCCAACUUUUAUUUAUAUUUUUUUUUUUAGUACGCUUAUUUUCUUAUAAUAAUUAUUAUUUUUUAAUUCUUUUUUUUUUUUACCAACGAUAAAUUUUUUCGAUUUUCUCCGAUUUUUAAUGUUUACCAAUAUUAUAUAAUAACGCAUCUUAUUUAUAAAUAUGAAAAAAUAAAUAAUACUUGAUUUUUAAACUUUAUUCAUCCGGUAAUGAUAUUAAAAACAUACGCACACGAUGAACGCUAUAGGUUUAAAGACAUAACAUCAGCUUUAAACGGUCAUAAAAAGUAAUGUAUCGGAAAGACGUGUAUUUUAUAUUUUUAAUUGUGUAUAAUAUAUUAACGCGGUAAAAGACGAAUACGAGAACGCGGUAGUUUGCGUGGAAAAUACUUUUUGUAAAUAACGUACCUAAGUGAUUUUUUUUUCGUAAUGUAAAUAAUUAUUUGUACAUUUUAAAUGUGUAUUAUAAUAAUAUGUGAAUCGCACUUAA
This is a messenger RNA of Rhopalosiphum maidis (corn leaf aphid), 2525 nucleotides long. It is a transcript of the gene nmo, whose product is annotated as serine/threonine-protein kinase NLK. The transcript is spliced from 9 exons. Gene Ontology annotation, molecular function: ATP binding; MAP kinase activity. Lineage: Eukaryota; Metazoa; Arthropoda; Insecta; Hemiptera; Aphididae. Gene Ontology annotation, biological process: intracellular signal transduction; protein phosphorylation. The coding region runs from base 470 to 1774 and encodes 434 amino acids. The record is from RefSeq and is a predicted model, not a curated record. Gene Ontology annotation, cellular component: cytoplasm; nucleus.